AUGUCAGAGAAAUUAACGAGAAUUGCACUGGUCAAUAACGACAAGUGUAAACCAAAGAAAUGUCGUCAAGAAUGCAAAAGAGCUUGUCCUGUUGUUAAAAUGGGCAAACUUUGUAUCGAAGUUGCUCCAUCUGACAAGGUAGCGUUUAUUUCGGAAACUCUCUGUAUCGGUUGUGGUCUCUGCGCUAAGAAAUGCCCAUUCGAAGCAAUCAACAUUGUCAACCUUCCUACAAACCUCGAGUCCCAAGUCAGCCACAGAUACACCGCCAACUCCUUUAAGCUCCACAGACUUCCCACUCCAAGAGCUGGUCAGGUUCUCGGUAUGGUCGGUCAGAAUGGUACUGGUAAAUCUACCGCUUUGAAAAUUUUGGCUGGUAAGCAGAAGCCUAAUCUCGGUAAAUACGACGAUCCUCCUGAGUGGACUGAAAUCUUGAAACACUACCGUGGCUCUGAAUUGCAAAACUACUUUUUAAAGAUCCUCGAAGACAACCUCAAAGCCAUCAUCAAGCCUCAAUACGUCGAUCACAUACCUAGAGCCAUUAAAGUUCCAAUCACGGUUGAGAAAAUGUUGGAUAGUAAGAUGGAAAUGGGCAACAAGGACCUCAUCAUGGAUCUUCUGCAAUUGAGGGUUAUCAAGGACCGUGAAAUCAACCAACUCUCCGGUGGUGAGCUCCAGCGAUUCGCUAUCGCUAUGUCAUGCGCUCAGAAGGCAGAUGUGUAUAUGUUUGAUGAACCAUCCUCAUAUUUGGAUAUCAAACAGCGUCUCAAUGCCGCAAAGGUUAUCAGAAGUCUCGCGGAAGACCAGGUAUACGUUAUUGCAGUAGAGCACGAUCUGUCUGUUUUGGAUUAUCUGUCUGACUUUGUUUGCUGUAUGUACGGCAUGCCUGCAGCUUACGGUGUCGUCACCAUGCCGUUUUCGAGCAGAGAGGGUCUUAACAUCUAUCUCGAUGGUUUCCUUCCUACUGAAAAUAUGAGAUUCAGACAGGAGUCUCUCAACUUCAAGAUCGCAGACGCGGCAGAUGAUCUUACACUCGAUAAGACAUCUUCAGUUCCAUACCCAGCCAUGACCAAGACGAUGGGCGGGUUCAAGCUCAAUGUCAAGGCUGGUGAGUUUACAGAUUCGGAGGUGAUAGUGAUGCUUGGAGAGAACGGUACGGGUAAGACAACACUCGUUAGAAUGUUGGCUGGUGCCACUAAGGCGGACAAUGAAGCAGAUCAGCCUGAGCUCAAGGUUUCUAUGAAGCCACAAAAGAUAACACCAAAGUUCCAAGGUACGGUGAGAAUGUUGCUGUUGAAGCAGAUCAAGGGAGCAUUCAUGCAUCCACAAUUCCAGACUGAUGUGGUUAGACCAAUGCAGUUGGAUGCCAUCAUUGACCAGGAUGUGCAAACAUUGUCUGGUGGUGAGUUACAGAGGGUUGCUAUUGUCUUGGCACUUGGUAAACCAGCGUCUGUUUACUUGCUCGAUGAGCCAUCAUCCUUUUUGGACUCUGAACAGAGAAUUAGCGCAUCAAGGGUAAUUAAGAGGUUCAUUUUACAUGCAAAGAAGACUGCGUUUAUCGUUGAACACGAUUUCAUUAUGGCUACGUACCUGUCCGAUAGAGUUAUAGUGUUUGAUGGUGAACCGGCAGUCGAAGCAACUGCAAACGCCCCACAGAGUUUGCUCACUGGGAUGAACAAAUUCUUGGAGUCGCUCCAGGUUACGUUCAGAAGAGACACGACCAACUAUAGACCUAGGGUGAACAAGACUGAUUCACUCAAAGAUAAAGAGCAGAAGUCGACUGGAAACUUUUUCUUUGUUGGUGAUUAG
Molecule: messenger RNA, 1806 nt
Organism: Wallemia ichthyophaga EXF-994
Lineage: Eukaryota; Fungi; Basidiomycota; Wallemiomycetes; Wallemiales; Wallemiaceae
Product: Translation initiation factor RLI1
Exons: 6
Coding region: 1-1806 (601 amino acids)
Biological process (GO): ribosomal subunit export from nucleus; translational termination; translational initiation
Molecular function (GO): iron ion binding; ATP binding; ATP hydrolysis activity
Source: RefSeq, a predicted model, not a curated record